CCCAACCACCGUGGAGUGGGACUGGACCUUAUCGAGCAGAUCCGACAGGUUGGACUCAUGGAGCAGAACCCCUGACAGUCCUUGUCCAGGCCUCUGCAGACCCUGAACACCAGAACCAGCAGAAUCUCAGCUCUGUCUCCGCAUGUUCAGACAUGGGCGACUGGUCCUACCUGUCCUCGCUGCUCGACAAGGUCCAGUCCCACUCCACGGUGGUGGGGAAGAUCUGGAUGAGCGUCCUGUUCCUCUUCAGGAUCUUCGUCCUCGGUGCUGCUGCAGAUAAAGUUUGGGGAGACGAGCUGUCCGAGUUCUCCUGCGACUCUCUGGAACCAGGAUGCGAACACGCCUGCUACAACUGGAAGUUCCCCAUCUCCUACGUUCACUACUGGGUGCUGCAGAUCACCUUCGUGUCCACGCCCACCCUGGUCUACCUGGGCCACGCCAUGCACGUCAUCCACAAAGAGAAGAGGCUGAAGCAGCAGGACGGAGAAAAGAAAAGCCGCUACACCGACGACAGAGGGAAGGUGAAGAUUAAAGGCAUCCUGUUCUGCACAUACAUGAUCCAGCUGCUCUUCAAGAUCCUGCUGGAGGUGGGCUUCAGCGUCGGCCAGUUCUACAUCUUCGGUUCGGUGUUCAUGGAGUCCUUCUUCCACUGCGCCAUAUCGCCGCCCUGCGCCCGGUUCUCCGGUGCGCUGUGUUACAUCUCCAGACCCACGGAAAAGACCGUCUUCAUCAUUUUCAUGCUGGUAGUUUCAGGGAUCUCUGUGCUGCUCAACAUCAUCGAGAUUCUCUACCUGCUGUGCAACAGGAGGAGAAACAACCAGAAGAAGCUGUUCGCUCAGCAGCAGCUUCUCACGUCACAGUACCAACCGUCCAAUCAGGGCUGGCCGAGCAGCAGGUACGGAGGCUUCCACCUGCCGCCGCCACCGGCCGGAGGAGUGACUGAACUCAGCGACUCCAUCAGUAAAGAAAAGUUCACCUGACACACCUGUCUGCACAUGAAAACACACCUGAUACACGAAUGUCGGAUGUUUGGGUUUUUUUUGCUUCAGUCCUGUUAAAUAUUCAACACUUUUCCACCUGGUGGAUGUGAAACGUUCUUACCUGAACUGUUGAUGUUCUGUUGCUCAGAAUAAUAAAGUUUUCAAACAUCCUCACAGUCCAGGAAGAAGCUGUUCUGUGACUGUGCUGCAAUAAACGCUGAACUCAAACACA
This is a messenger RNA of Stegastes partitus (bicolor damselfish), 1212 nucleotides long. Its product is annotated as gap junction Cx32.2 protein-like. Gene Ontology annotation, molecular function: gap junction channel activity. Gene Ontology annotation, cellular component: connexin complex. The transcript has 3 exons. Gene Ontology annotation, biological process: cell-cell signaling. NCBI's taxonomy places the organism in Eukaryota, Metazoa, Chordata, Actinopteri, Pomacentridae. The coding region runs from base 153 to 980 and encodes 275 amino acids. The record is from RefSeq and is a predicted model, not a curated record.